AUCCAGCGUUUGUGUGGCUGUUGAUCUGUCUGCCAGACAUUGAGGUAGGCAUAAUAUUUAACUGCCCUAUAUAUUAUGUUUGUCAAAAUUUAAUAUGAAAUUGGAUUGUGUAUUUUAUUAUGUACCUAAGUAGAUAACAAGCAGUUGAGUAUAUAGUUUUUAAGAAAAACGUAGUUGCACAUCGUCAGGAUUCUAAUCCAAAACUUACCCGAUUUCCAUACAUGCGGACGUCUUGUUCAUGAUCCCUAAUCUCGAUGACGCAUGCGAGAACCCAAAUGAAUACAAAUGGAGUGAUUGGGUAGUAAAGUAAUGAAAAGAAAGUUACGUUUGUGAUAAGUGGUAAGACAGGAAUCAGAACGGGUUGUGGAUAUUCAAGAAUAUGUUUCGGAUUGGUUGCGAAUGGAUGAAAUCACAAAACUGUUUACAAGGUAGGUAGUCAUUAACACGUGCGUCUUCCCAGGUUUUAAUGUGGGAAUGUAAGCAGUUUUGAAAGAGAGAGAUUCGGAACUAUUCUUAACUUUUCCCACGACUUCCACUGAUCCAACAAGCUGUACUUCUUCCCCCUACCCCUUGUCUAAGUUAAUAAACCAACCUAUUUAUCCUACUUUAGAGAAGUGCAUCACGCGCCUCCAUGUUCACGAGGAAAUCCCCCAUUUGGAUCAUUAUUUGUUUGUCAUAUGGAUUUUAAUGGGAUAGUUUUCUUUGUCACACGUGGCUUUUUAAUCCUGUUGUCAGUUUGCUGUUCACGUUUGGUGCGCUGGACAAACAGUGGUAUUGGUGAAACAUCAGCGAACUCGCUACAGCCUGUCGUAUGAGUAGUCUGUUAUCACAGAUACGCUCGUUGAUCCGUUCCGUAUCUACAGUUCGCAGUAAAGAUAAUACUUCGAAAUCAUUUCUAAAGAGAGUAAGACUAUGCCUGUUGACAGCUGUUGCUGGAUAUGACAAUAAGCAUACAAAAUAUCAAACCAGGAUUCCACCUAAAUGGGUUUACGGCGAUGAUGCUUGUUUCCUGUCAAUAACGGACUCUUCGUGCGUCUUAGGUGUCGCUGAUGGUGUUGGUGGCUGGCGGUCAUAUGGAGUCGAUCCUGGUCGAUUUUCCAGGGCAGUUAUGAAGAAUUGUGAACGCCUUGUAAACUCAGGACGUUUUAUGCCCGAUAAACUGGAAUUUCUAAUAGCUCAGUGCUAUGAAGAUGUUCUGAAUUCUAAAGAACUUAUUUUAGGAAGUGCCACUUUAUGCAUUAUAUCCUUACAGCGAAAUGAACACAGAGUAUAUGGGGCUAGUUUGGGUGACAGUGGCUAUCUGGUCAUACGUGAGGGAACUGUAAUUCAUCGAUCGGUUCAUCAAAAGCAUUCAUUUAACACACCAUUCCAGUUGGCCUGUUUACCAAUAGUUCAUUCAAGACAGUUUCACUGUGACUUACCGAACCAAGCUGUUCAAACUAGUGUGGAAGUUAAACCUGGUGAUAUUAUAAUCGUUGGCACAGAUGGACUAUUUGAUAAUCUAACUGAACCAAUGAUAUUACAAGAAGUUAAAAAUAUUGAAUUGCUUGCAAAUUGUACAAUUGAAAGCCUAAAACAAUGUGCUAAACGUCUUGUUGAGCAGGCACGAAGCGCAGCAUUCGCUCCUGAUUUUGUCUCUCCAUUCGCUAGUGAAGCGCGUCGUUAUGGUAUCAAUAUAGCAGGUGGAGUCCCAGGUGAUAUAACCGUCAUUUUGGGGCUAGUUAUUGAAGAGAAAUCAUCAUCAUCAUUAGCGAAUGAUGAUUUAUGCAGAGUUGGUAGUCAUAUUCGACAGUCACAACGGUCAAUGCAUUCUCAUUUAUCUGCUAGACCAACACGAAGUGUAUCCUGCUCUGAAUUAACCUGUGAUAGUAGACUGUCCUCAUUUUCUUCCACUUCCUCAUCCUCCUCCUCCUCCUCCUCCUCCUCCUCUUCAAGUUACUUCUCUUCAUCUUAUCCUUCAAAGUCAACUUCCUUUUUCACACAAUUAUCACAAAAUAAUUCAUGUAAUUAAAUGCAUUUUUAGAUGCUUUGUAUUUUCCUUUACAUGACAAGAAAAAUGCGAUAUCUUUUCUUAUCCUACAGUUAUUUGUCUGAAUAUUUAUUUCUGAAUAAACCGUGUAUAUCUUAUAUUAACUACCUUUUUUUUUAGAAAAAAAAAGUAGUAAAACAAAUGAGGAGGAGCAAGAAGAAGAGGGUCAAAGUUGGUCAGUUAAUUUGUGGUGUAUUUUCAAAUGCUACUUUUACGUACUGUUGAGUGUCGCAUGUAAGUAGAUGCAUACGAAUGGAAUUGUAAAUACUUUUAGACUCAAGAAACAAUGAAUCCCAUCGAACUAUGUGAAUGUCACAGUUUUUUAUCCUCCUUGAAAUGUUUUCUUGUGCUUCUUGUAGUAAUUUCUACUUUACUUUCAUUUAUAUAUUCACAGUUAUCAAAAAUGCAGUUCUUUUCAUGUAGUUUCAGUUCCUUUUUUUUAAAAUCUUCUAUUCUGAAGAUUUCUUCCUUGAUUGUACAUAAAACAAAUAAUAAUAAUAAUACUCAUACUUUUACAGAUUAAUUAUGAAAGUCUGAUUCUUUUUCUCAAGUAUAUAUUUAUCAAUAUACCGAACCAGUGUAUAGAUUUUAAUUGAUAGAAUCUAGGAUGCGCA
Molecule: messenger RNA, 2643 nt
Organism: Trichobilharzia regenti
Lineage: Eukaryota; Metazoa; Platyhelminthes; Trematoda; Strigeidida; Schistosomatidae
Source: the annotation of a GenBank genome assembly